AUGCUUCGAUCGCUGGGACCCGAACUGCCCAAAGAGAGACGAUCUAUCUCCUCCUACUCGAGAUCUCCCUCCCAUGACAUGGUGGACCUACUGCCUCUGCCUGAACCUUUCCUUGGCGAGAUCUCUACAUCACGCGAGCCUCGUCAGGCUGCUGUGUUUGACGAGAUCUCCUUAGCAGCGACCCCACGAUCGGCAGAGAUCCCGUGCCUAGGUGCCUUUCAAAGCGGCGUUGAGCUCGGUCAUCCUUUCCACAAUUAUUGGACCAAAGACGGUGGCCUCGCUGAAGUGGUUUCGAUAUUACCGGAUCGGCCGCGAGCCCUGCAACUGGUCGCCAGCUACUUCGAUUCCGUCGAUCCCCUUUAUCCAAUGCUAUCGCGAGGCCACAUCAUUGCAGAAGUCGAGCAUUUCCAGCAUUUGUCGUUUGAGGAGAAGCAUAGCUACAACGCAGCCAAGCUAGCACUGCACUUUAUCAUUUAUGCCGCAGGUGCAUUCUUCAUUCCAGAAGUUGAGCCGGAGGAGCGGGCCAGCCUGUCAGAUCUUUACCUUUCAGCGAGUCAUCAGUGCCUGUGUCUAUGCUCGUAUCUGAGCCAGUUCUCGUUGGAAACGGCACAAGUCAUACUCUUGAUUGGCUACUUGCUCAUCAAUACGAAUCGUGUCUCGGAGGCCUGGACCUUCUCUGGGAUUCUGGUACGCCAGGCAUACGCUCUUCGUCUCCAUCGUAAUUCCACUUCACAUCGGGACAGCAUUCUCCGGCGAAGACUUUGGCAGGCUGUGGUUGUUCAAGAUGUCAGUAUCGCGUACCAUCUUGACUUACCUCCAUCAGUGAUACACUGCAUCGACAUGCGUGCCCAGAUUGACGAGCUCGGUCAUCAUUCUGAUCAUGACUUGGAUUACGAGUCUGCGAUGUGGCAGUGGGCAACAUUCGUCAAAGAGCACAUUUGCAACCCUCGAGCCACGGAGGGUCCCAUCGCCAGCAGCUCCUACCACAAGGAGACCAUAAUAUCUCAAUACCGUGAGAUGUACGAGAGUUGGAGGCCGCCAUUCAACUCUCAGAGCCCGAAGCGUUUCGAGUUUGGCGAUUUACGGCUGGCGCGACAACUGAUCACCGUCUCCAGUAGCUUCUUUGGGGUGUUGACGGUACUCUAUCUGGAUCAAAAUCUCGAGGCUGGCGUUCUUCUGGACAUCCAUGGCGCUAUCGAUGCGACGCACGAAGCAAUGUCUUCGUUCUUCGCACUUCUGCGAUUGUUUCCCGAUCAAAUGGACAUGUGGGCCAGUUACCAUACCAGGGCGUAUGCUCAAGCUAUGAGAAUUGCUCGAAUACUCGUAUCAGAGACACAGCACCUCGGUCAGACGAGUCGCGAUCCACGGCUCAUGAUAGGGAAGAGCGAUCUGGACCGCUAUCUUGACAUCCUCUUAUCGUCACGGGGGUCCCACAAGCAUCAACACGUACAGCAUACGAGAUUUAAAGCGUUGAGAGAAGUUGUUGAUAUGAUAGGUGUGGCAUGA
Cercospora beticola is the source of this 1506-nucleotide messenger RNA. RefSeq names its product fungal specific transcription factor domain-containing protein. Lineage: Eukaryota; Fungi; Ascomycota; Dothideomycetes; Mycosphaerellales; Mycosphaerellaceae. Gene Ontology annotation, molecular function: zinc ion binding; DNA binding. The record is from RefSeq and is a predicted model, not a curated record. Gene Ontology annotation, biological process: DNA-templated transcription.